AUGAGUAGCUCGACGCACCCAUUCGCGUGCGAUUUAAGUCUAAGCUUUCGCGAUAAGAUGGACGCGCAGAACGUGUUGCAGACUCUUGAAGUGGAUGAGGAGCUGCAACCAAAGGAUAUUUACCGUACAAUGAUCGUCACGGGGACUGAGCUUCAUGUCCACUUCGAGGCCACCGAAAUUCGUCUUUUACGCGCCGCUGUCUCUUCCUUUUACGACAUGAGCCUGUUGACUGCCAGAACGCUGUUGGAGUUUAAGGAGUUUGAGGAGUAUAACGACAAAGACGCGUUUUUUAACAAUAUUGCAUGCACUCAAAUUCUGAUGUUUCCACAUUUUAAAGUCAAGAAAUCGUUUUCCAGUAGCUAUGCCCGUGCAAUACAUUUUCGUCACAACGGCCCAUUUGACGGAUCCCAAGUGACCAUUAGAACAAACGAGUUUAACAAUUACGAACUUGGGAUCAUAUCAAUGUGCUCGUUUGCAAGUUCGUAG
Messenger RNA from Plasmopara halstedii, 486 nucleotides. RefSeq names its product EKC/KEOPS complex, subunit Pcc1. Bases 1 to 486 code for a protein of 161 amino acids. The record is from RefSeq and is a predicted model, not a curated record. Lineage: Eukaryota; Oomycota; Peronosporomycetes; Peronosporales; Peronosporaceae. The transcript is spliced from 7 exons. Gene Ontology annotation, cellular component: EKC/KEOPS complex.